UCUUGGCCGUGAUUGACAGUCGGGCUGUUUUUUGCUGCUUCGCUUGCUGUUGACAAGUAAUAAUGAAGCUUUGUCAGCCCAUCAUGGACAUGGAUAUGCCAGAUUACGUAGACUCCUUGGACUCCUCUUAUACCAUGCUGGAAUUUGACAGCCUUCGGAUGCUCCCCAGUAGUACCGAGACCAUCACAAAUGAGCCAGCAAAUACCAACCUGCUCACAAACAGCAUCAGCUCCCUGUGCUCCAUCUGUGGGGACCGAGCGACCGGCAAACACUAUGGAGCAUCCAGCUGUGAUGGCUGCAAAGGCUUCUUCAGGAGGAGUGUCCGCAAGAACCACGUCUAUUCCUGCAGGUUCAGCAGACAGUGUGUGAUAGACAAAGACAAGAGGAACCAGUGCCGGUACUGCAGGCUGAAGAAAUGCUUCAGAGCUGGCAUGAAGAAAGAAGCCGUGCAGAAUGAGCGUGACAGGAUCAGCAUUCGCAGGAGCAGCUAUGAGGACAACAGCUCGCUCUCCAUCAACGUGCUCACUCAGGCAGAGGCCAUGGCACAGCAGUAUUCAUCACUGAGUCCAGUGCACAGCACAGACAUUGCCAUGAAGAAAGUGGCUACCAUCAACGAUGUGUGUGAAUCUAUGAAACAGCAGCUUCUGGUGCUGGUUGAAUGGGCAAAAUAUAUCCCAGCAUUCUGUGAGCUCCCACUGGAUGACCAGGUUGCCUUGCUCAGAGCCCACGCAGGGGAGCAUCUGCUCCUCGGAGUAGCCAAGCGGUCCAUACCAUACACUGAUUUUCUGUUAUUAGGGAAUGACUUCAUCAUCCCAAUGCACUGUCCGGAACUGGAAAUAGCUCGUGUGGCCACCAGAAUCUUGGAUGAGUUGGUGAAACCCUUGCGGGACAUCCAGAUCGAUGACAACGAGUAUGCUUGCCUUAAAGCCAUCAUCUUCUUUGAUCCAGACUGUAAGGGCCUGAGUGAGCCCACGAAGGUGAAGAACAUGCGCUUCCAGGUCCAAGUCAACCUGGAAGACUACAUCAAUGACCGCCAGUACGACUCCCGAGGCCGGUUCAGUGACAUCCUCCUCCUGCUGCCCCCGCUGCAAAGCAUCACCUGGCAGAUGAUAGAGCAAGUCCAGUUUAUGAAGCUCUUUGGUGUGGCCAGGAUUGACAGCCUGCUGCAGGAGAUGCUGCUGGGAGGAACCUCCAUUGAUCUCCAGUACCAGUCAGGACCUCCCAACCUCAACCUGGAACCACUGCCAGGACAUGUUCUCCCAGGCAACAUGAGCUCUGUGAUUCACACUGCUCCAGACCCUUCUCCUGAAACAUCCCUUCCAUCUCCUUCUACAAGUACAGGCAGUGAAGACUAUAAACUAGGCUCUAGCGCAGGACCCAACGCUGUAGCACAGCUCUUGCCUCAGACAGUGAUACCCAAGCAGGAGAUUCUAUAGGGAGAGGUGGAAGGAAAAGCUGGGAGCAAUGUCGAAACUGUGCUGAAAGUGAAAUGGGCCCUUUCUCUUUCAGAGGCAAAGCACAGCAACCCCCUGCCUGUACCUGGAUCUCUCAGUCACACUCUUUCCCAUCCGUGAGUCAAGCACCAGAUACCGGACUGCACCAGAAGCCUCACCAUGUGUCUUCCCACCACCACCACCCUCAUUUCAUGUGGGACGGGGGCUAAUGCCCUUGUCAGUAGGACCAAGACCGUAAGCUCUUCUGGGUAGGGCUUCCCAUUGCAUUUGUUAUUACCCGACUUGAUGUGAUCACGACCCUUUUAAAGCCUUCAGCUGCUACCUUCAUAAAACCAAAUGCCUUACACAGUUCCUGGUAAUCGCUACUGAGUACAGCGUAUCUUAAAUUGUCAGUAUAGGUCUAUUCCCAUUAAAAAUUUAAUUACACUCCCAAUUCUCCCGCUGCAUAUUAAGCUUUAGGAAGAACACCUUAACCUUUAGCAGGCCAAAGGUUUCUUAUUCCAAACAGAUGCACCUCUUUCCACAUCUAAUGUUGGUUGGCAUUUGUGAUCAGGAACACCAACAUUUUUCUUAUCUUCUAUAAUUUCCAGUAUGUACCGAGUUCUGUUGUGAGCCAUUUGACGUAUCCUCUACUCUGUGUGUGCAUUUAAUAUAGCUCCAGGACAGGAGCAAGGAUCUCUGCAUCAGCCCAUGGUUGCUGACUCUGUUAAAACCCACAACUGGCCAGAAGUGCAAGAAGACAUUGACUUAACAAAUCACUGCUUUGUCUCUUCUGCAAACUUUUACUAUAAACAUAUUCGGAAGAAGCAAGAGUAGCAACAAAAAUACAAGGAAAAAAAAUCCUUUUCCCAGUACAUAGGUAAGAUUUUUGCUGUGGUUUUACAUCUCUUUGUAAUGUCUGGCAAAAAAGGAAGCAGCAGGUAUCCUAUCAGCCACACCUUACUAUAAAAAAUAUUCGUACUUAAAAUGUAAGUUUUUAGUGUAAAACUUUAUCAGUGGGAGGCAACCAACUAAUAACCAUGUUACAAUUACUUAAAAUAAACACAACAGAGUCUAUACAUCCUGAAAUGUUCCUAAAGUGAAGUCAUCGUGUUAGGGUCUUCAUUUGAAUGCAUUUAUUAGAUUGUCAGACUUCUACAACACUUAUGCUUACCUAAAUAGAAGUCCAGUGACCUCCAUCAGACAGCUCUUGAGGGAUUAAGAGCAGCUGUACUGAACAGUAGGACAUGAUAGAGAAUUCUUAGUCCUGCCACAUUCCACAAACCCGUCAGCCCAUGUGCAUCCCUGUUCAUGGCAAAAAUGAGGUAACUGUGCCCAGCUAUGGCUUUGUGAAGCUUCUUUCGUUACUGCUUGUGAAGGACCUUCAGAUACUCAGCUGGAGAACUCUAUCGACAUGCAAUCUUAUUGACUGAAAGAGAAGUGGGGAAGGGCAUCUGAACUUUGAUCAGAAGGCAAAUACUUUCUAUUUCAGUCACUGGGGAUACGUUUUAGAGUUGCCAUUUUACAGCACGAGAUAUGAAAAGCCCUAAAGACUGGGUUGAAUUUCACCUAGGAUCACAAUGCUUUAUUUUUCUACUGUCUAUGAUGAAUUUGAUCUGGCAUUAUAUGCUGAUAACUUUGAUUUGAAACAGCUAUAUCUGGAAACCAGGUUCCACUGCAAGCAUUCCUGCUGCAUGACAGAUGCAACAGUACUUAGCUAACAUUACUUCCAGUUCCUCCAUCAUGUAGAUUACUUUUCUAGAAAUUAAAUGUACAUUUAUACUCAUUAAUGGUAAGAAAAUACAUUUAGGAAGGAAAUAAAAAUCCAUAUUAUCAUAAUUCA
Messenger RNA from Neopsephotus bourkii (Bourke's parrot), 3276 nucleotides. Its product is annotated as hepatocyte nuclear factor 4-beta-like. The record is from RefSeq and is a predicted model, not a curated record. The coding region runs from base 63 to 1436 and encodes 457 amino acids. Gene Ontology annotation, biological process: cell differentiation; positive regulation of transcription by RNA polymerase II; anatomical structure development. Gene Ontology annotation, molecular function: zinc ion binding; RNA polymerase II cis-regulatory region sequence-specific DNA binding; nuclear receptor activity. Lineage: Eukaryota; Metazoa; Chordata; Aves; Psittaciformes; Psittacidae. Gene Ontology annotation, cellular component: nucleus. The transcript has 10 exons.